UAAGAUUUAAACUAUGCUGAGUGAUUAAUAAAAGUCAACUGUUACUAUAAAUUUUUACAUUUAUACAAAUUUGUAUUAAAUGGCAGGAGAAGUCGUAGUCGAUGCUUUACCAUAUAUUGAUCAAGGAUAUGAUGAACCUGGAGUCAGAGAAGCGGCUUUGGCUAUGGUUGAAGAAGAAACACGUCGUUAUAGACCAACGAAAAAUUAUUUAGAACAUUUGGCAUCAUUAAAUAUAACUGCUUUUGAAACAGAAGUAAUGAAACAUGAAUUUGAACGAAUGCAAAACCGUUUACCUAUGGAAGUACUUAGUAUGAAACGUUAUGAAUUACCUCCACCUCCACCAGGCAAAAUGAACGAUCUUGCAGCAUGGAACGAAAGUGUAGAAAAUAGCAGUGCACAAUUAGAACAUCAGGCUACAAGAAUUUGUAAUCUUGAAUUAAUGAUGGAAUAUGGAUGUGAAGCAUGGAAAUCUUAUUUAGAAAUAUUAGUACAAUUAGUGAAUCAAGCCCAAAAACAAUUACAAGCAUUAAGGAAAAAGAUACAAGAAGUUAAUUGGCAAAGAAAAUCUAUGCAAACUCAAGGAGGAGAAAAGUUAAGAGCAUUGGAAGCACAAUGGGUGGGAUUAGUAUCAAAAAAUUAUGAGAUUGAACAAGCAUGCGUACAUUUAGAAGAAGAAAUACAAAAGUCUAUGAUGAAUAAGGGUGAAGGAGUAGAAAUCAAUGAUGUACCAGGAGAGGAGGAACCUGAUGUUCCAGAAAAAAGUGCAACAGAGGUUAUGGCAACAGAAAUGGAUCAACAAGAAAAUCAAGAACCUCAGAACAAUAUGUAAAAAUAUAAAUGUAUAAAAUUAUGAGUUAUAUUGGAAAGUCUUGCAUAGUGCAAACAGAAUACAAUAUUUUUUAUAACGUAUUCUUUGCACAAAUAUAUCAAUAUAUAUUAUAUAUAUUAUAUUAAAAAUAAAUGCAAACAUUAUAUAAAUAUCAUGAAAAUUAAUUUAUAAAUAUUAUUCAUCGAUUGCCAUUGUUGUGUUGAAAUAUCGUCGAACGUUUAUAUAAAAGAGAUAAUUUAUCACAAUGCCUUAUGGUAUUUCAUGGACUCGAUAUAUUUGUCUUAUUACAUCAGCAUUUUUUGCAACGGCAGCCGGUUCGCAAGUUGUGCAUCUCAUAUAUCGACCGCUUGAUGAUUUAGAUGAUCUUAUAGAAGAAGCAUUACAAAAAAAAUUGUCAGAACA
Molecule: messenger RNA, 1231 nt
Organism: Apis florea (little honeybee)
Lineage: Eukaryota; Metazoa; Arthropoda; Insecta; Hymenoptera; Apidae
Gene: BCAS2
Product: BCAS2 pre-mRNA processing factor
Biological process (GO): mRNA processing
Cellular component (GO): precatalytic spliceosome; Prp19 complex; catalytic step 2 spliceosome
Source: RefSeq, a predicted model, not a curated record